Messenger RNA from Anopheles coustani, 923 nucleotides. RefSeq lists its product as uncharacterized. The record is from RefSeq and is a predicted model, not a curated record. NCBI's taxonomy places the organism in Eukaryota, Metazoa, Arthropoda, Insecta, Diptera, Culicidae. Bases 14 to 838 code for a protein of 274 amino acids. The transcript is spliced from 7 exons.
CGUUUGCAAAGAAAUGGACGUAAUGAGCGUGUACGAUCUGUUUUACAACACGUUGUUCAGUGUCACUACGUGCCGCAAUUACGAGUUGCCGGACGCCGGUCUUAUGAGAGUGGCGGAUGCGACGCCACAACCUGGCUUAGACUCGUCUUUGGAGGAGUCGGUCGAGGCUCGUGAAAUUAUGGAGGAGUCACCCGAGACUUAUGCAAUAAUGGGCUAUAAAAGCCGAAACGGCAGCGAAUCAGAUGAGGCCUACGAGGGUGAAAUAGAGCCGAUGCGAGCGGCGAUAACGUGCGCGGAGAACUCGGUGGAUUUGGAAAAAUUCAUGUCCGACAUCGAUACGCUAUCCAACGAGACUCGUACGGCAUUCUUCUCUCAGUACUGUCCACAGCUGGAAAGAACUGCUUUAUGUAUGCAUGAUGUGGUGGAGGCCACCAGACCCUUCUUGGAGGAAGACCUUUUCAUCAUCGUCAAGGCACUGGCGGACAACUACCCGGAUGCGGUUGAUAUGAUUUGCAAAAAUGAUGGCGAAAUGAUCUUCAACCUGGCCGAGCCAACCACCAAGAAAUGUGUGGAAACAUUAUGGGACGACGUGAUGGAGCAUAUGGAACCGUUUGCUGAUGAGGUUGAGAACUGGGACAUUUCACACCUGACGCAAUUUCAAUGCGAAGCCUUAUCCGAACUGAGACAAUACAUCGAGGGUAAGCUGAAUGUUUGCCAGGCCGCGGACCUAAUGAGCGUGUACGAUCUGUUUUACAACACUCUGUUCAGCGUGACUACGUGCCGCAAUUACGUGACGGAAGUGACCGAGAUUGAAAACAACACAGUCAACGAAAAUUAAUGCCAGUGUGUAACGUUUUGGUUGCUGCUCAUCAGGCCAGGAAUUGUUUUAUAUUUUAAUCGAGUUUUGCAUUGAAUAAAUCGUG